This is a messenger RNA of Penicillium canescens, 2469 nucleotides long. Its product is annotated as Pumilio-family RNA binding repeat-containing protein. Gene Ontology annotation, biological process: post-transcriptional regulation of gene expression. Bases 1 to 2469 code for a protein of 822 amino acids. Lineage: Eukaryota; Fungi; Ascomycota; Eurotiomycetes; Eurotiales; Aspergillaceae. Gene Ontology annotation, molecular function: mRNA 3'-UTR binding. Gene Ontology annotation, cellular component: cytoplasm. The record is from RefSeq and is a predicted model, not a curated record. The transcript has 7 exons.
AUGUCUACCCUAAGCGGGCCUUCGACCCUUGGUCGCAUAGGUAACGAAACACACUUUAUUCCCCAUGAUGGCAUCGAUGUGCGAGCUCUCUCUUUUGGACACGAACAAUCGGGACACCAAACCCCAACUACUCGCUAUGGCUCUUCUGGUCCUAUGGAAGUCUCUCGUCAUGGAAAUACGCAACUUUCAUCUAGUGAUGGGGCAGAGCAUUCGUUGAGCAAGAAGCAGAAGCUAGAUCACAUCAAAGCUGAACCUUUGAGUGGACAGCCAUCGGAUAUUGAGAGGAUACUGGCAAAUCUCUCUCCCAAAUCUAUCCAAACCACGCGUUCCGAAGCUGAACCUUCCUCUGGACCGUCCCAGGUCGCCCCAAUUCUCAAAUCACUGCCAAAUCCAUACACCACAGUUCCUCAUCAGCCCUACAGCCAGGAGGAUAACACGGUGGAGUUGCGUCGUCUCAAGCAAGAGCUGCUGGCUGCAAACUCAAAAAUAGCUUUGCAGGAGCAAGAGCUCGCCCAGACCCGCGUGAUAAAGCAUACCUUGGACCAAGCUCUUGGUUUCCCAUCCGAGGCAGAUUUCAGCAGUCGUGAGAUAAGAGAACAAACCAUCAGUCCCUUGCAGAACGUUUUCAAUGGGUCGAGGUCUGCUUUCGGCCAAUUCCAAGAUUCUUGGGCUGGCCAAGACGACUCACAGUCUGAUAUCUCAGAGCCAUUGUCUACAGGACCCUACGGUGGAUCUCGUGGGCCGUGGGCACGUCUUGAGCCUGCUCUCGACGGGGACUACAGUGUGCCUUCUUUGGCCUCUAACAAUCCCGCAAGCCAGGAUCCUAGCCGAUUCUGGGCCACUUCUGGUAUCUAUCCUCCGUUCACGGGAUCCUCAUCUCUGCAAUUCCAGAGAAUUCUUUCGAGACCAUCGGCCAGUCCAUGCGGGUUCUACUCGGGCCCCAUCGGCGACCAGACGCAGUUUCCCGCAGGCACAGUUACUGGACCUCGUCGCAUUAACACUCAAUGCAGCCGUGGCGGGUCUCUGUUCCCAACCCAGUCCACUCCUUGGAGUGAUUUCUCUUCUGCAUCUUCCAGUGACCAGACCCCGAAGUCAACGACGUCACCCGCAAAGAGGCCUCUCAGUGCUUUACAACAGGCCGGCCUUUACCCAGUGCCUUCUUACCAUCCUCGGGCAAUUGGAAGCCCUCUUUCUCCUACUGCCAGUGAGUUCAUGGGUUCUAGUGCUAAUGAUAGCUCUUGGUCCACUUCCGCGACGAGCGGCAAUUCCAUCCAAACAUACGUGUCGCCGCUUGAGCCUCUCAACUACCGACGGCUCCUGGACAAGAACGUGUCGUGUGAUUGGAAAUAUAUUGUAGACAAAAUAGUCUGCAGUAACGAUCAACAAGCUUCGAUUUUCUUGCAACAAAAGCUGAAAGUCGGCACAACCGAACAGAAACAUGAUAUCAUCGAGGCAAUUGUUCACCAAGCCUACCCACUCAUGGUCAAUCGCUUUGGAAAUUUCCUUGUCCAACGCUGUUUUGAGCACGGAACCCCAGAGCAGGUUGUUGCCAUCGCCAAUGCAAUCAGAGGCAAUACACUAAAUCUGAGCAUGGAUCCAUUUGGCUGCCAUGUGAUUCAAAAGGCUUUUGACUGUGUCCCAGAGGAACACAAAGCUUUCAUGGUGCAUGAGCUUCUUCGCAGAAUUCCCGAGACGGUGAUCCAUCGGUAUUCCUGUCAUGUUUGGCAAAAGCUCUUCGAGCUUCGGUGGAGUGGCGAGCCUCCACAGGUGAUGAUCAAAGUGAACGAGGCACUACAGGGAAUGUGGCACGAGGUUGCUCUGGGGGAGACGGGAAGCUUAGUUGUUCAAAACAUCUUUGAAAAUUGCGUCGAGGAUGAAAAACGACCGGCAAUUGAAGAAGUGUUGGCAAAGAUUGAUGUACUCGCUCAUGGGCAAUUCGGAAAUUGGUGCAUCCAACACAUCUGUGAGCACGGUGCUCCUCAUGACAAGAGCCGUGCUGUGGAGCAUGCUCUCCACUGGGCUGUCGAUUAUAGCAUGGAUCAGUUUGCGUCUAAGAUCGUGGAAAAAUGCCUCAAGAUCGGAGGUACGGAGUUCAUGGAUCGGUAUCUCACUCGCGUCUGCAUCGGGCGUUCUGACCGACCUCGCAUGCCAUUGAUUGAUAUAGCGGGAGACCAGUAUGGCAAUUAUCUUAUCCAAUGGAUUUUGAUGAAUGCUCCGUCACACCAACGAGAGGUUGUGGCCAGUCAUAUCAGAAAACACAUGGUCUCCCUUCGUGGCUCCAAGUUCGGCUCUCGUGUGGCUAUGCUUUGCUGUAACCCGUCUCAUGCUACUCGCCCAGGUCCCGGUGCCGGUAUGCAAAUCGGUCGCUUCAACAACUUCAAUGAAGACAAGUUUUCUACCACGAGCCAGCCCGGUGGUCGAUUCGGCCGUGGACAUCAAUGGGGACCCAAUUAUGCUCCCGUCCAUUGA